Molecule: messenger RNA, 552 nt
Organism: Paramecium sonneborni
Lineage: Eukaryota; Ciliophora; Oligohymenophorea; Peniculida; Parameciidae
Source: the annotation of a GenBank genome assembly
AAAGAACAAAUAAUGCUUGAAUAAAAAUUCAAAGAUUUGCGAACAAAGAUUAAAACAAAAAAAGUAAAGAAGAUUAGUCUCAUUUUAAAAUAAUAACUCAUAGACAGUGUAAUGACUGAUCACUUAUCUAUUCAUAAAGUAUGCUAAUUUCUUAUAUUUUAGGCUUCCAAACUUCACUCCAUCAACUAUUCAUCAGCCAAAUAUAUUAUAAACUUAUAUAAGAAAUUAGGUACUGUAGCUCCUCAGUAGUCAAAGCACAAAAGAAAACCUAAAGUUUAUAUCAUCAACACAUCAAUUUUAGUUGAUUACAAUUCUGGGGAGAUUUUACUAUAUAAAUAAAAUUAAUUAAAAAAACAGAGUCACUAAGAGAACUAAUAGUUAUCUCUGUAGAAAGGAUUGUUAAUGACUUCAAAAUCAAUAUUUAAGUCACUUAAAAUAAAGGAAAAAAAUAUUCCUUCAUUAAAAUCUGAUUAGAAAUAAUUUCCAACAUUUACAGACUUAUCAGAACUAAUAAACUUCAUCUAAAUUCAACAUAGACUGAUGAUAUCAUGA